Gadus morhua (Atlantic cod) is the source of this 1440-nucleotide messenger RNA. Its product is annotated as NLR family CARD domain-containing protein 3-like. Bases 163 to 1044 code for a protein of 293 amino acids. The record is from RefSeq and is a predicted model, not a curated record. The transcript has a single exon. Lineage: Eukaryota; Metazoa; Chordata; Actinopteri; Gadiformes; Gadidae.
AGGAGUACUUCAGGAAGAGAUUCAGAGAGGAGACACUGGCCAGCACAAUCAUCUCCCACGUCAAGAAAUCACGAUGCCUCCACAUCAUGUGUCACAUCCCAGUCUUCUGUUGGAUCACUGCUACAGUUCUGGAGGACCUCUUCAAAACAUCCAAGAUAGGAGAUGAGAUACCCAAGACCGGUGACUCAGAUGUACAGCCACUUCCUGAGGGUUCAGUCCAUACAGGCGGACAGGAAGUAUCAUGGGAGAGCUGAAACAGAUCCAGAGUGGAGUUCAGAGAGCAGGGAGAUCAUUGUUUCUCUGGGAAAACUUGCUUUUAACCAGCUGGAGAAUGGCAACCUGAUCUUCUACAAGGCAGACCUGGCAGAGUGUGGCAUCGAUAUCAGAGCAGCCUCAGUGUACUCAGGAGUGUUCACCGAGAUCUUUAAAGAGGAGUGUGGGCUGUACCAGGACAAGGUGUUCUGCUUUGUCCAUCUGAGCAUCCAGGAGUUUCUGGCUGCCCUUUAUGUCUUCUUGUCCUUUAUCGACAAUGAGGUCAAUCUGUUCACAGAAGAACAGCCAACCUCCGGUGAAGGAAAACACAUCCUCUUCUACCAGAGUGCUGUGGACAAGGCCUUACAGAGUGAGAAUGGACACCUGGACUUGUUCCUCCGCUUCCUCCUGGGCCUCUCUCUGGAGACCAAUCAGAUUGUCCUAAAAGGUCUUCUGGGACAGACAGGAAGUAGAUCAGGGACCAAUAAGGAAACAGUGUCUUACAUCAAGGAGAAGAUAUGUGGAGAUCUCUCUCCAGAGAGAAGCAUCAAUCUGUUCCACUGUCUGAAUGAGCUAAACGACUGUUCUCUAGUAGAGAAGAUCCAACGGUCCCUGACAUCAGGAAGUCUCUUCAAAACACGCGUCUCCCCUGCUCAGUGGUCAGCUCUGGUCUUCAUCUUACUGUCAUCAGAAGAGGAGCUGGACGUGUUUGACCUGAAGAAAUACUCAGCUUCAGUGGAGGGUCUUCUGAGGUUGCUGCCAGUGGUCAAAGCCUCCAAAACAUCUCUGUAGGUUCACUCAUAAUAAUGUAUGACAAUACACGACACAAUAUACCUGAUAGUGGAAUAUAUAAGUUAUAACUAACAAAACAUAUCUGUAGGUUCACUGUUAACAUGUAUUACAAUAAACAAACAAUAUAAAUAAUACUAGAAUAUAAAACGAGUAUUGAUUAAAAAUAAAACAUUUUCAAACACUACAUAACGAUUUACAAUUGUAUACCCCAUAGAUAAUAAACAUUUAAAUAUCCCUUGUUUUAGAUAUUUAUUCACACACAAAAAAAAGUGAAUACAAUUAAUACGUUAAUACAAUUCCUUCAUUACGGGAAGGUAAAAGAUUUAAGUUACUUUAAUCACAGUUCCUAACAUGUUGUGUUUAUUGUUUGUGCAGGCUCAAUGGCUGUCAUCUGUC